AUGGCAAAGUCCACGUUCGAAGGCGCACUCCUCCUCGACCUCUUCGAGAAACUCUCCAAAUCCGCCUCACCCAUCGGAGACGACAAGCACACGCACGUUGCAGGCGCAUUUGCGCUUGUCAAGCUUAGGGGCGUGGAAUCCUUCACGGAACAGGAGAUAGCAGCAGUGACAGGCCUGUCUUUAAACGGCACACUCACCGCACUGAGCACAGGCAGAGCAACAGACACGAUCAUCCGCCAGAUACGCCACCACGCUACCCAGUUCCUCGACAUUUCCGACCCCAAAUGGAAGCUCACAGGCCUCAUCCUCGAAGCCACCGACCUAGCCGCUUUAGUGAUACACGGCACUAUAACCUCCACCGACAAAAUAUCCAGAAACAUACAUUUAGACACCGAACUCGCCGCCAUCGCCGAAUCCGCCUCCCCCUUCUGGACCUACACCUCUCACCCCUUCCCAAACGCCGACCCCAAAGGCGCCCUCCCAGCCGGCCUCCCGCCAACCUACACCAUCUACCCCUCUCGCACCAUAGCCCAAAUGUGGAACGUCCUCCGCCUAACCCGGAUUCUCCUCUGCGAAGAAAUCCUCGCCUCUCUCCCCUCUCUCCCUUCCUCCUCCUCUUCGAAUCCCGCCCUCCUAACCGCCGAAAGAGCCCAAAUCACCAUCGACCAGAUGACGAGCGAAAUCUGCGCCUCCCUGCCCCACAUGACACACUGCUCGUAUGCGGCACGCCACAAGCUUCCGGGAGGCGAAAACCCGCACAAACCGCACACGCACACGGUCCCCCACACGCUCGACGUCUACGUCAUGAUCUUCGCCAUCUACGUCGUCGCUUGGGCGCCGCACGCGCCCCGGCAUACACGCGACUGGGGCCUCGCUCAGCUCGAAAAUAUGGCCACGCACUUUGGCAGCCAGGAGGCCAGCGUCAUCCUCGACGUCUUGCAGCGCCAGCGAGAGGGCAAGAUGAAGAGUACCAGGACUGGGAGUGCGCUCAGGUAUCCUGAUAGUACGGCGUUGACCCUCGGUUUGCCGAUUGAUUGGUAUAUGGGGCCGGGGGAUUUCGCAUCUAGGGCUGGGUGA
Bipolaris maydis ATCC 48331 is the source of this 1077-nucleotide messenger RNA. The record is from RefSeq and is a predicted model, not a curated record. NCBI's taxonomy places the organism in Eukaryota, Fungi, Ascomycota, Dothideomycetes, Pleosporales, Pleosporaceae.